Messenger RNA from Seminavis robusta, 960 nucleotides. The record is from the annotation of a GenBank genome assembly. NCBI's taxonomy places the organism in Eukaryota, Bacillariophyta, Bacillariophyceae, Naviculales, Naviculaceae.
AUGUUAGAGAAUCAGUUAUUAAGAAAACAGAAAGGAGGAACUGCACCUACACUCGAAAUCAAUGGUGAUUCUGGUGUAGCUGAUGGUGCUGCAGCAGGUGAUUCUAUUAAUGCUGGUCCGUCUACCGACGAAAAGAUCCCAGCAGGUGCCACUGCAUCUGCCGGCACUAACAAUCAAACUCAAGGAGCCACAGUCGCCACAGCCAGCAAUGCACAGACAGUGGAUAAUGCUCCAGCACCGCCUGCAAAUAAUGGAGUUUUGGGUUCCAACAACCAGGUUGGGGUCCCCGCUGCUGCAGCGCUGUUGGCGCUAAAUGGUGGGGGUAAUACCAACGGAGCUCCACCGUCCCAACUCUUGGGCACACAAGCACCUUCUACGGCUGCACAUCUAUUAUCAAAUCAAGCGGUUCCUGCGGCUCAACUGAUGAACGGGCUGCAUUCCCUCCCCGGAGCCAACCCAGCGUCCGACCCUCUAUUGGCUGCAAGAUUGGCACUUGCCGGGGCUUCCGGUGGUUUGGGCAAUUUGAACAAUGUUGGGAAUCCUGCUGUCAUGCCAGGUGCUAGUCAGCAACAGCCAAAUCAUGCCGUUCAUGCGCUGGCAGUAAAUCCGGCGAAUCUCGGGCUUGGGGGAGGACAGCAGCUGCAACAACUUGCUAUGCUGUUGGGUGGGGCGGUAGCGAGACCAGGACCCAGGACAAACAGCACGUUUGCACUCUUGCAGGCAGCUUUUGGAAGGUCUAUUGCAGCUGCUUCAGCACCAACAACUGCUGCCCAAGCGACUCGAUGUGCUCAGGUCAUGCGGGACUUUCCGAAAACCAAGCAUCAGAUCAACAAAAUGGGGCUGCGCCCACCACGUAACAGAAUUGUUGGAGUCGAGGCGCGUGUUGACGAGAAUUGCAUGAGAAGCAGCAUUUCUUUGCAUUUAAGUAAAAGUGUACUGAUAGUAUUUUUGUGUCUGUAG